UAGAGACGAAAAGAGUCAUGUACUUUUAUUUCGAAAUAUCUUUAACCAUCCUCUUCUCUGUUUCAAAUGAGCUCUUUCGCUUGAAGAAGGCUUGCGAUUCUGGAAAUCUACGACGGAAAUUAAUUAGGGUUGAUGGAAGGAGAAAAUCUGAUUAAAGAUCGCGGCUUUGUGGCCGCUCCUCUGACGUUCUUCGUCGUCGUCAUCUUCCAGUUGCUAUCAAAGAGGCUAGACCAGUUGAAGAAGAAAGGGUCGAAGAACACGAGGGAAGCAGAGCUUAGAUCUGAGAUUAAGCAGCUUUUGAGAGAGGCCACUGGAUUGUCUCAGCCUGCCACGUUUGCUCAAGCGGCUAAACUUAGGAGGUCUGCAGCUGCUAAAGAGAAAGAACUUGCACAAUAUUUGGAGCAGCAGAAUAAAGAAAUUAAUCUGUCAUACGAUAUGUAUGGAAAGGUUCUGCUUGCUUCAAAGGUUUUGGUAUAUGUAAUCUUGGUACUUUGGUUCUGGAGGACUCCAAUUGCCAUUAUUGCUAAGCAGCUUGUUCAACCCUUUGGGAAUUUGCUAUCUUGGGGGACAGGAGGUCACUUGACAGGCCAUGUGAUGGUUGGGAUCAUACCGUGGCUGAUACUCUCAACCAGAGUGAGCAAAUAUGUGUGUAGGUUCGUGGAGUUCUAAACCACAGUCCUGAAGAGAGUGGAGUCUAAUGUUUUAGGAGACAUUUGUGGUCAGACUUGGUUCUUUUUCUCAUCAUCUACCUUGGCAAUUUUGUACAUGAUGUGAAUCGUAUUCUCCAGUUUGUGUUGGAUUUGACCAAUAACAAGUUGUUUUGUGUUUUCAUAGUUGUUUUGUGUUUUCAUAGUUGUAACGACAUUGGCCGAAUGUCAUUACAGUACAUCAGUCUCCACUCCUCUGACGUAUUGUCAUUUUUCAUC
Molecule: messenger RNA, 926 nt
Organism: Brassica oleracea var. oleracea
Lineage: Eukaryota; Viridiplantae; Streptophyta; Magnoliopsida; Brassicales; Brassicaceae
Exons: 8
Coding region: 133-669 (178 amino acids)
Biological process (GO): tail-anchored membrane protein insertion into ER membrane
Source: RefSeq, a predicted model, not a curated record